AAUACUUAAGCAAAGACAAAACUUAUGAAAUAAGCAACGAAAGAAGACCUUUUAUACAAAUUGUAUAUAUGUAUAACAAUAUUGUGUUUCAUACCGACGUCACUAUUCAAGCUUUAAAUUGUGCCAAAAGUUUGGCUCGCCGUCGAACUAUAGCCAAACAUGUAUUCGAUUACCGCAAGCAUUGAUUACUUAAAGAAAGAAAAACAUCCUACUUCCUGUGUUGAAGACAACAUCUUUCUGUAGUUCUCGUUCAUUUUUAACCUGAUGUUUGGUUGUGAUUGUUGUUGUGGUCUAGCUUUUAAAAUAGGUAGUUUGCUAAGGCAUAGAUGAACGCAUUAGCCACACAUGACCCUAGCAACUGAUUAGUUUAAGAAAAAAUGAAGUAAAUUACCGCAGGCAUGACUAACUCAGCAAGGGGUUGAGCGAGGGAUUUUAUUGGCUGUCUAAAAUUAGCGCGGACUUGAAAUAAUAAUUCAGGAUAUCAGCUAUAAAGGGGGCGUGCAUCACAAACAUGAACUAUUCGAAUGCUAAGUCGCUUUUCUCAAAGGCAGCAAAUAAUUGCAGUUGUUCUGAAAAGAAGACGGACGCUAGCAGAGUUUCACCUGGUACUGAAUGGCAGAAGAGCGGCCCCCUUUUAUUUUUUGAUUACGAUUUCAAUUUAAUUUUAUUCACCCCAUUAGUUGCCAGAACAUCCCAGUAAAUUCGAAAGCCAGUUUUAUUUAAUGUUUUUUUAAUAAGACGUGGCCCUCCAGAAUUAUCAUCAACCAAGAUCGACACAAAAGCAGCGGUGCAACGAAGCCUUGGCAAAUAUGGAGCAGUGGGAAGAGACCUUUAACGUUGUGCUUCAUUGGGUCUUGACGGCAUCUGCGAUCGUUGGAAACGGUCUCGUCAUAUAUUUAGUCAUCUUCAGGCGGCGUCUCAACUCCACAGCAAAUUGGUUCGUCUUAUCUCUGGCCGUGGCGGAUUUUUUUGUAGGAGCAACAUUUUUCCCGUACCAAAGGGCCUGUAAAAGCGAACCGUGCUACAAGAGGCAUAUCCAGUGGCUAUGUGUUGACGUGUUCCUCUGCGCCUCUGUCACGAACCUUUGCCUCAUGACAGUAGAUCGUUACAUCGCGAUCGUGAAGCCGUUGAAGUAUCUGACUGUUAUGACCAGAAGAAGAACUUUGUUAGCGAUAUCUGCAACCUGGUGUAUUCCAAUAGUCACAGCACUUUUGCCAUUAUCGUGGACCUACUCCGCUACGUCGCCGGCAAACAAAGCCAUUUCUUGGAAAGUGUUCACCUUUGCCACAUUGUUUGUCUACGGAAUUACGCCAUUCGUCUUCCUGCCUUUAGCCAUUGUUCGAAUUUUGCUGAUAGUUCGAAGAUGUCGUCUUGAACGGUCCGCUGUCAUGGCCCAGCUAGAUUUCAAUUAUUCGGGUUUGAGAAGAAACAGGCAGUUGGACCCGGAGAAAGAGAUUUCGUCCACCAGACUUAUCGUUUCUGUGGUAGUUAUGUUCUUGGUCUGUUACGUGUUCGGUGUAAGUGUCAGGAUCGCGUCUGUGUUUGGCCAUCAGCAGCCACCUGAAUCUGUGUUGGUGACAUCUUCUAUUCUUAUUUUGACAAACUCUGCAGCAAAUCCGGUAGCUUACGGACUGAUGAAAAGAGAUUUUAAAAGAGAGCUGCUGAAAACCUUAAAAAUAAAUAAUUCAUCGAGUGAUCUUGCUUUUGAAGAAGUUUUGUAAACAUUUUUGGAUAAACGUUGCAAACAUGUCCCGUCCAACUAAACAGUCUUUACUCGCCUUAAAUGGCCGUCAAUCUUACAGUUCCCCAAUGAUUUCGAUUUAAUCCCGUUAAAUAGCCGAAAAUAGUGUCAACUGACGGGCCACAACCCUCGACGAUGUUUUAGGAACACAAGUAGGCCUAACAUUUUUUUAAUCCAAUCAAACGUUCCGGAAGUUGAGGUAGACCGGUAUAUUUAUACGGGAGGCAAUUGUAUAUUUUUUCUUUUUCGCGACGUGCUCGGAUUGCUGUUUUAUUGGCCUGAAAAGGAGGUAUUAACUAGCGAAAAUGAAUCGAGGUAAAAUUGAGGGAAAAAAAAAAUAUAUUCUGGACCCAAACUGUGACAAGAGAUAUGUGUCAUGCUGUGAUUAUUUUGAAAAGCAUUAAGUUUUUAGUUUAUAGUUGUUAUCAUUUAAAACAAAUAAACAUGGCCGUUUAAUGAACUUUAAAGGACUUUGUGUCGAUGUGUCAUAACAUACUGGUAUUAAAAAGAGAAGAAAAAUCGACUGAAGCAUCAGAAACAAAGUUUUACUUACAAAUAAAAAAACACCAAAGACUGGAGAAAUGGAAGGGGAGGAGGGGAAAGAAUGAGAUUAAGGUGAAAUCAGUGAGUUAGAAAACUUGGACAGCGUCGAUGUACUUUUCCUUGCAACACUGUGAAUAAAAACGUGUCAAUACCGGCGAUGCAUGCUUCAAGUCAAUUGUAAAGCAAACGUGCUAAAUAAUGUUUUCAUAGCCAGCUACAUUACCUUACGAAUUCACAAUACUGAUUGUAUUUAGCCACGUGUUUCGAAGUUAUAUUGGACUACGUCGAUGUACUUUUCCUUAAUUGCAACGCUGUGAGCAAAACCGUAUCAAUGGCGAAGAUGCAUCCUUACUGAUCAACUUGCAAAACAAUUAUGCUAAAAUAACGUGUUUCGCCAACUACAUUACCCGUACGGAUUUACAAUACUGAUUGUAUUUAACCAUGUGUUUUCACGCAUGUAGUUACCGGAGAUAAUUGCGGUGGUUUUGAAGACACAACCUGUAGCCGGCUAUUUUAAUUUACGUGUUUGAUUCAAACAUAUUUUUAACCCUUUUAUGAGCUGAUCAUCGUUUAAAACGAUUCAGCAGUGAAGAGCAUUUGACGAACUGUGGCAAAUACCAAACGGCGUGAAACAAUAAAAACCGGAUGAUUUCAAAGCUGUGAGAGACAUAUGGUCGGACUAGAGGGCGUCUAAUACCGCUUACUGUGGUAAACGUUGAUUACUCUAUGAAAUAGAAGCAAAACGUUUAACAAAUGUUCUUUGGUAAGGCUUCGUGGUUGCUAUGUGAAUUUAUGACGCAUCAACUGCUUUGAACAAAAAGAUGUAACCACAAAAAAGGCCGGCCGGCAGAGGAUCGCUUUUUGGAGGGCUUCUAAACAGUUCACUUUCGACCUUUUUAAAGUCAUAUGUUUGAUGGCGGGGGUGUCGAUCUACGUUGUCUUUUGAUAUUUUCCUGCAUUUAAAAAAUUAGUUGAAUUUUUCAUCGCCAGAAAGAAUUAGCACAUGAAGAUUUGAUUGUUUCUAAACACGUGGGAGAUAGCAAAGAAAAUACCGCUUUCUCAUGCUAACAGCUGUUUUCUGCGGCUUGACAUACAAACGAGGCGAAAGGGUCGCUUGUUCUGCAUUGUAUAUUGACCUUUCCGCUUCAUUUGUAUGCCUUUUUCGACAAAAGAAUAUUACACUGCAGAUUCAACUGCGAUAACAGAUAUUAAGCAGAACAACCGAAAAAGGCAAUGUACAGUUCUAGGGUAAAGCUGUAAGGAUGCAUUUGUUUCAGAGGUGCUCUUCCGGCAGGCGAGCCGUGCAGGUGCGAGUUUUUGACUUGCUUCAGGCCCCUUCACUCCUUAAGAAAAAGAAAAAUCCAAAACAAAACCAAACAAAUAAGGCGUUAGUCACAUCUCUUGGCAGAACUGUGCUUGGAAUUUGGGCCUGCACUGUCACGCCUUUUUCUCUUUCUUUUUUCCGUAACGACUUUGUUUGGCGUGCUGUUUUUUUUUUUCUGGCCUCCGAGUAACCGAAUGUUAUUCUUAGGGGCAAUGGCGAAUAUUUAAAUGUCAUGGCAAUUACUGGAUCGUGCAGGUGUAUUUUGCCGUGUAUAGGAAAUUGCUUGACUUAAUGUGUGUAUAGUUCGCUCAAUCAAAUGUUCGAUCUAAUCAUUUCCAUUUUUACUGCACGAAAUAAUAUUACAGAAGUCCCCGUCGUUAGAAGGAAAUGCGCGCAUAGUAGGCAGUGGCGACGAAGCUUAAAGAGAAACCAUAAUAAGGAUGGAAUAUUCAGGCUUCCUUGCCGAUAAGAAGUAACAUUGCUGUAACUAUGGAGAGCGUAGACGGCUGGCCAUGAAUGGUAUAUAUUUAGCGUCUGCAGCUUAGUGAGGCUUCCCUUCGAAAUAACAUGAACGUUUGAUAACGUGAACUUUGUCGCAUCGUACUCUUAAACUUCUGUUUUUAGUUUGUAUUUUGAGCACUUACUAGUGGGCUGAAAUAACUAAAUAGUUUGUUUAUUUAUGUCACUUGUUUGUUAUUGUCUCGGUCCAUGAACGUUAAAUACCCAGGUACGUUCGGCGACUCAUGUUUUUUUUUUUUUGAAUAUAUUUUUAGCGCUUCCAAUACAAUGUUCUGGUUUAACGGCUUGGCCCAUGUGUGAGUUGUGACUGACCCAUUCGAUUCCAUCCAAUGAGUUCAUGAAACAAUCAAAAGCAAGCUGAUGGUUUUUGUGGUACAUUUUUCUUUCAAAGUCUCGCGGUUCAGUCGUGAAAACGCUGCAAUCAAUUCUUAGAAUUCCUUUUGUAUGUACCGACUCCCAAGCACCAUUCAAUUCCAUUGCUUAUGAACCAAUGGGAUGCGAGCAGCUAACUCGUACGUGUGUCCAGUGUAAAUCCUUUGGCCCGAAUAACAAAUACGAUAUUCAAUACUAAAUUUGGCACUUUCUACGAGCUUCUAUGUAAAUCCGUCGAUAUCUUCAGCAAAAUUUAGGUCUCAGCCGUUUCCCUUAACCAAAUGAAUUUUAGUCUGUGAUUGCUGAACUAUUAGAUUUGCAAGUCCAGUUUAUUAUUUGUAACAUUUUUAAUAGUAACUUAAUUAAGUAUUUUAUU
Messenger RNA from Orbicella faveolata, 4875 nucleotides. Its product is annotated as alpha-1B adrenergic receptor-like. NCBI's taxonomy places the organism in Eukaryota, Metazoa, Cnidaria, Anthozoa, Scleractinia, Merulinidae. Gene Ontology annotation, cellular component: plasma membrane. Gene Ontology annotation, biological process: G protein-coupled receptor signaling pathway. Gene Ontology annotation, molecular function: G protein-coupled receptor activity. The record is from RefSeq and is a predicted model, not a curated record.